Molecule: messenger RNA, 3825 nt
Organism: Vicugna pacos (alpaca)
Lineage: Eukaryota; Metazoa; Chordata; Mammalia; Artiodactyla; Camelidae
Gene: ADIPOR2
Product: adiponectin receptor 2
Biological process (GO): adiponectin-activated signaling pathway
Cellular component (GO): plasma membrane
Molecular function (GO): signaling receptor activity
Source: RefSeq, a predicted model, not a curated record
UCGUGCGAUUCGCGUCACGGCGGCGGCGGCGCAAAUAGACUCCGGGACGCUGGGUCGCGGCAGUGGCGGCGGCGGCGGCAGCGGGCGGCCCCCUGCUCCCCUCAGCUCCUGACGGCCACGGUUCCGAGGAUCCCGAGACGCGUGGCGAGCUCUGGGUCACCUCACUAUCCUAAAAGUCCAUCCUCCCAAGAAGAAGGGACAGAAAGAAAGACCUCUUUGUAAGAAAGGCUUGGGUAUCCCAUGAACGAGACAGCAGAACACCGACUGGGGUACAGCAGGACUCCAGAGCCAGACAUAAGGCUCAGGAAGGGGCACCAGCUUGAUGGCAGCAGGAGUGAUGAGGAUGGCGCCUGCCACGCAGACCUGGGGCCUGUGGUAGAGGCAGCUGCCCUUUCUUCCUCUCAUAAGAAAGUAAGUGCAAGCAAAAGGAUGAGCCUGGAGGAGCAGGAGUGCAGAGAUGAGGCGUCCCAGGAGGACGAGGGGUUCAUGGGCAUGUCCCCCCUCCUGCAAGCCCACCACGCGAUGGAGAGGAUGGAGGAGUUUGUUUGUAAGGUCUGGGAAGGGCGAUGGCGAGUCAUCCCUCACGACGUGCUCCCAGACUGGCUCAAGGACAACGACUUCCUUUUGCACGGACACCGGCCCCCCAUGCCGUCCUUCCGGGCCUGCUUCAGGAGCAUUUUCCGAAUUCACACAGAGACGGGUAACAUCUGGACGCAUCUCUUAGGUUGCGUGCUCUUCCUGUGCCUGGGGGUCUUCUAUAUGUUCCGCCCGAACAUCUCCUUCGUGGCCCCGCUGCAGGAGAAGGUGGUCUUCGGAUUAUUCUUCUUGGGCGCCAUCCUCUGCCUCUCCUUUUCGUGGCUGUUCCACACAGUCUACUGCCACUCAGAAGGGGUCUCGCGGCUCUUCUCUAAACUGGAUUACUCCGGCAUCGCCCUCCUGAUCAUGGGCAGCUUUGUCCCUUGGCUUUAUUACUCUUUCUACUGUAACCCGCAACCUUGCUUCAUCUACUUGAUCGUCAUCUGCGUGCUGGGCAUCGCAGCCAUCAUCGUCUCCCAGUGGGACAUGUUCGCCACCCCUCAGUAUCGGGGAGUCAGAGCAGGAGUGUUUCUGGGCCUUGGCCUGAGCGGAGUCAUCCCUACCUUGCACUACGUCAUUGCAGAGGGGGUCCUGAAGGCUGCUACCAUCGGGCAGAUCGGCUGGCUGAUGCUCAUGGCCGGCCUGUACAUCACGGGGGCGGCCCUGUACGCUGCCCGCAUCCCCGAGCGCUUCUUUCCCGGCAAGUGUGACAUCUGGUUUCACUCUCAUCAGCUGUUUCAUAUCUUCGUGGUUGCUGGCGCUUUUGUUCACUUCCACGGUGUCUCAAACCUCCAGGAGUUCCGUUUCAUGAUUGGCGGAGGCUGCAGUGAUGAGGACGCACUGUGACACCUGCCAGUGGCCAGGGACUGUGACCCUGAACCAGUGCCGGCGGCGCCUGGAGGUCUCCCUCCCCGGCCUUUGGCGCCAGAGCCAGAGGAGCGCCGACUCAGCCGCAUCGUGGGCUUUGGGACGCCCCAGGGCUCCGCGUGGGCCGCGACUGGGAAGAGAAAACAAAAAUAAAUCCCUCACAGGGUGGAGAAGAGGAGAGACGGCCCAGCCCUGACUUGUUCUUGGGGCCUGCCGCUCCGGGGCGCUGCCGGACCGGGCUCGCUGGCUUCGGAGCCGCAGCCUGCUCUUUGUGGACGGCGUGGCUGGAGGUCCAUUCUCCCCUCCCACCUUCAGACAAUGAUACAGACCAGUUUCGGUGAACAUUUAUAUUCUGUUAAGGGGUGGGACUGUGAUUUUAGACGUUCUUUUGGGGGAACUAAGAAAUUAAUGUAAAUAAGAUUUCUAACUUACUGUUCAAAUAAAAAUUUAUAUAAAUGUGUAAGACAUAGGGGUAGGGGAGGGAGGGAGAAUUUUUGUAUAGAAUGAAACAUGCAAGUACCACACACUGUUUCCAUUUUGCACAAGUGACUGUAAGGUGGUCAGGUGACAGCCCCAGAAUGUACACCUCGUGCACCAAGGUGCCUUCCGAAGGCCGGCAGGCCUUGGGCCCUGGUGGGGCAGGGCGCGCAGCCCGGCGCUCACGGGGCCGCUCACCCUGUGUCAGAGAGCCUGGCCUGCUUUCUACUCUGUGGCCCUUUCUGAGGAGCAGAGCCACCUGCUUAGGAAACUCACUCGUGCCGGCAGAGGGUGUUGGGGCCAGCGGAGGAAGGAGUGUGGGGCUGUCGGCAUGGGCCCACCUCGUUCCCUCCUGGCGUCCUCUUCAACUUUGUGUUGACUUUGUUUGGCUGCAGGGGGCGGGCGGGGGCGAUGGCUUUCCGUAUCUUUGCUGUGGAGCUCUAGAACACCCUCUCGGUUUCCCUUUGUUCACGUCACUGCCCAGCUCCCCUUGUGCCUCCUGGAAAUAAAAAUGGACCUUUCCUUGGCAUCAUGGUUCCCGGCAGGGAGCCAGUCACAGGAGGGGUUGUGACAGGCCCAGGUGCUUCCCGACUCGCUUACGUGGGCGGGGAGAACCUGGGUGACAGCCGGUGCCUCGGCACUCCAUCCUUAGAAACGAGCCCAGCACCCACCCUGGAGUCACCAGCACGCCCAGGUCCCCAUUUUCAGCCCUAGACAGUGUGGUGGGAAGUUUUAAGAGGAGAUGCUGUGUUACUGCCUGGGAGUCUGGUAGGACCCGUGAAGGUGCGUCUCUUAAGAGCGGAUCGAAGUAAGAAAACACUGCUCGUGGCUCAGAGGCACCCUGUUAAGAGGUCAGAGUGGCAGGGGAGGCCCUGGUUCACGGAACUCUUACCACUCACAGGUGGACCGCCAGAAUCGCCCGAUCAGGUCACUCACUCAGCCACGACUCCAGGCGACCGAGCCACAGCCCGGGGUGGUGGGUGCGAGACGGAAGCACUGAGGCCCUGAGCGUGGCGGGCGGCGUCCUCAGAUGGCUGUUUGGGGACACGAGAAGGGUCUGAUGGUUCGGUGUGGGGUUUUCCUGGGCGGUAUUUCUCCUUUCUAGCCCCUUCCAAGUUCAAAUCAAAAGCUGGGAGCCAGGAAGAAAGAACCCGUUGUAGAACUUGGGAGGAGGUCCAGCAUGUUUAGCCCUGAAGACGGUCACCGCCCUGGGUGCUGGGUGGGCCCAGUGAGAGGCUUCGUGGGCGAGCUGGUGCCCUGCCCGGGAGAGAGAACAGUAUUACUGCAACCCUUUGCGGGAAACGGUCCAGCAGGAUGGUGGCCACGUGGAAGGACGUUCCGCGGGCGCAGCAGCACACAUCCGAAGCCAGGCUCGCUCUCGAGUCUCGGUCUGGGACACAGGGUACAUGACGAGCCGCCCUCUGACGUCUGUGCCGCUGCCAAGCCGGUCGCCCCACACCCCCAAGCAGGAGCUGACCUGGUUCAACACAGCACAAACCCUUAGAAACAUGGAAUUGACCCCGAGACGUAACCAGUGACCAGCUCCCCCGGGGAGUGUGUGUGGCGUUGCCGCACGCCCGCGCCCCGCCGUGCCCGCUGAGGACCCCCAGGCCGGCGCCUGGAUGCCUUACUCUCAGCAGCGGGGCCUGCGUGCUCUGCAGUUAGUUUUCUUCCUGGGCCCUCGGCUGGUUAGGACCUCUGCAGCUGCCUCCCUUCACCCUUGAGGAGUGGCCUUUUCAGUAUUCCCCCUCCCCCUUUAUAAAUGGUUAAAGCCACAAAGCACCCUUUGGGGGUCACUGAAGGUUGGGGCUCCAGGAAGGCGUUUGUGUGACGGUCCCACGCGCCGUGGGCGUUCCCGCCUGCUGUGUUCUCAACGUCUAAUAAAAAGACCCCAGCGGAACACGA